AUGGAAGAUCAAGUCCGAAAACGCGAGCCCACCUACCAAAUAGUCAAAAAUGGUCUAGAGAUCCUCCUUCAGAUCCUGGGUCCUAAAGAAGAGGCACCGUUACGUUACCAAGACACUAUUCUCGUGGCGAUUGACUUUGAGAAUAAUAUUCAGUUUAGGGGAGACCUUUCUCGAAAUGUGGAUACGCAACUUGGCCUUGCGAUUCUUGAUACCAGAGAUAUUUCUACAGCUACAUCUCCUGAAAAGCUUAUAUCAACAUAUAAUUUUGUGACUGGAUCACCAAAAUACUAUCGCAAGGCUAUGCUUAAAUUUUUAUUUAGGAAGCCUGUCUGGAUAAAACUUGAUGAGGUUCUUGAUCAAAUCAAGGCUCUUAUUCCUACAGAUCGAAAUGUCAUUCUUGUCGGACAUGAUAUUAGACAUGAGGUUCAUGUCCUAUCAAAUAUAGGGUUUAAUCUACAAGGACUACAGUGUCUUGAUACUUUUAGAAUCACGGGUCAAGUUCUUCCACACUUUUCUCUUACUCUUGGGGAACUCCUUACUGAACUUGGGUGUCCAUAUAGUUGGCUUCAUAAUGGUGGCAAUGAUGCAAAUUUCACAUUACGAGCUCUUUUACUUCUUGGUAUAAAAGCCAGCCAGGAUCAAGCAGAAGCUAAAGGAGGCAGAGAUGAGAAGUUGCAGCUCAUGGAAGAAGUUGCAAGAUCUCCAAUCCCAUCAAUAUCACCAGGCGAAGCAGAACUAGUAGCGCAGGAAAAGGCUUCUGCUGCUGAAAAAAGGGCUGUGAAAACAGCAAAGCGAUUCAAGAAUACGCGCAAAUACCAAUCUAGAUUCUGGAGUGCUGAAAAACAAGCCGAAAUUCGUGCUGAAAGAACAGCAAUGAGAUUAGCCAAGGCAGAGUUAUCACUUGAACACAACGAUAAUGUUACGAGAUAA
This is a messenger RNA of Metarhizium album ARSEF 1941, 930 nucleotides long. Its product is annotated as Polynucleotidyl transferase. The transcript has a single exon. The coding region runs from base 1 to 930 and encodes 309 amino acids. Gene Ontology annotation, molecular function: nucleic acid binding. NCBI's taxonomy places the organism in Eukaryota, Fungi, Ascomycota, Sordariomycetes, Hypocreales, Clavicipitaceae. The record is from RefSeq and is a predicted model, not a curated record.